Molecule: messenger RNA, 252 nt
Organism: Penicillium cinerascens
Lineage: Eukaryota; Fungi; Ascomycota; Eurotiomycetes; Eurotiales; Aspergillaceae
Exons: 1
Coding region: 1-252 (83 amino acids)
Source: RefSeq, a predicted model, not a curated record
AUGGCAGCCACCAAGUCGACUGAAAUUGAGAUGUCGACUCUGUCUGGUUCUGCCGCCGCUGCGACGCAGACAGACGACCCUACCUCGAGUGACGCUAUGAUCUCGAGCAACAGUGUUGAGGCCGACGCUACGACGCCUCCGCAGUCUUACUUGCGGCCCUUCGCCGAGCUCACAACCAGCUUCGACGAAAAGGGCACGUACCCACUCCGUGUGAUUCCUCUGUCGCCAGGAUUUUCUAUUUCUGGGGCAUGA